AUGGGAGACUCUCCUCGACUCGAUCGUAUCCAUACAUUCGACUGUUGUCCGACGAAGACAGACGUAUUAUGUUUAUCCCUAGACAUCUCAGACAAACAAAACAAAUCAGCGUCACCGAAGAUCGUCUGUUCGUUAUCCAACGGCCAAGUCGUCCUUCUCUCCCAACAUUCCUCCUCUCAUUCUUCUGCUGGAUUGGUCGAAGAACGUAGAUGGGACGCUCAUCUGUAUGAGCCCUGGACUUGCGCGUUCGAUUAUUGGCAGCCUGAGACUGUCUUCACCGGUGGAGAUGAUUGUCAAUUGAAAGUCUGGGACACUCGUGAUACUCUCCAUCGACCAGUACUCGUUAACAAACAAUUCGAUGGCGGAGUGACGGCUAUUAGGAGUGACCAUCUAAGAGAUCAUAUGGUUGCUGUUGGAAGCUAUGAUUCGCGAUUAAGGAUUUUCGAUAAUCGGAAUAUGUCGAGGCCGAUUCUAGAGGAAGAUUGUGGAGGCGGGAUAUGGCGAAUAAAGUGGGACGACCGAGUAACGGGUCGAUUACUAUUAGCGACGAUGCACGGUGGAUUCCGCGUGCUGCAGAUUUCUGAACAUCAACCCAAAGUCGGGGUCGAGGAAGACAGUCCAAGACUCUCAGCUUCAGUGGCAUCUUCUUUCACUCAUCGGUCGGGACUCGCUUAUGGCGCCGAUUGGACUCCCUUAUUGGAUCAUAAUCAUGGCGUUGUUCCCCAGGACUCGGAGCAGUUCAGUCCUUCGACGCAGCUUAUUGGUGGUUGCUCUUUCUAUGAUCGUGCUCUUCAUUUUUGGACGCUUGAUUCACACACCUACAUAUGA
This is a messenger RNA of Puccinia graminis f. sp. tritici CRL 75-36-700-3, 828 nucleotides long. RefSeq lists its product as uncharacterized. Lineage: Eukaryota; Fungi; Basidiomycota; Pucciniomycetes; Pucciniales; Pucciniaceae. The record is from RefSeq and is a predicted model, not a curated record. Gene Ontology annotation, molecular function: protein binding. The coding region runs from base 1 to 828 and encodes 275 amino acids. The transcript has 6 exons.